GUGGCGCGGAGCUCGUCCCAAACACUUUGGUUCACUAAGAGGAUACUCUGCCCGGCAAGUUAGGAGUUCUCAGCCCUCUGGUUCCGGUGCAGCUGGAGCCCGGUUCGGUCUAAUUUAAGCCUGGAGUGAUAAGACGCGUCCUCUCAGCGGAGACUCACCCUGACUGAAAAGAGCCACCGGCCUGCAACAUGAGCACCGGCAGUGUCGCGCAGGGGAAAGCGGCGUGCGAGUGCGCGCCCAAGUCCGCGCUCCAGCGCUGGAUCCCGGGGGCCCCCGUCGCCCUGUGCCUGCUCCUGUCCCUGAGCUCCAUCACCGUCUGCCUUCUGAUGAGCCUCCGGACCCUCCAGCUGGAGAAGCGGCUGCAGAUGGAGAUGGACAAAGUCUCCAUCCUCCAGCCGCCUCACGCUGCUUUUCUCACCGAGGAUGGCGCCCUGAUUCCGGAGCUGCGGGGCUCCGUGGGGAGACUCGUGGAAGAGACUGUGGCGCAGCUGAUGCCGAGACUGCGGACGAGCCGGGAUGUUGGUCCGGAGUGCUCCUGUCCUCCAGGACCUCCAGGAAAGCGUGGAAGGAUGGGAAGAAGAGGAGAACCUGGUAAGUGACAUCCACCGCCUGGCAAGGCUGGACGGGAUGGAUACCCGGGUCCACUCGGCCUGGACGGCAAACCAGGUCUGCCGGGUCUUAAAGGAAGCCAGGGACCGGCUGGGCCCAAGGGAGAGAAGGGCGACCAAGGAGACGUCGGACCGCGGAUGGUUUUUCCGAGAUAUGACCACUUUAUCUCUGGAGAUCAGUCCAGCAGUUUUCAAAGACGGAUUUUUAAGGGUGACCAGGGGCAAGCUGGACCUGCUGGUCCUCCCGGUCCUCCAGGUCCACCCGGCCCCAGAGGCCCACCGGGAAAUACCGGCAAGGAUGGCCCACGAGGACCAACCGGAGAACCGGGGUUUCCCGGACGUGACGGUCUGGAGGGUCCUCAUGGAAUGCCUGGGAAGCCCGGUGAAGACGGUGAGCCAGGAUAUCCAGGACAGCAGGGUCCACCAGGGAUGAAGGGCGAGCCUGGCUCUGGAGAAAAAGGAGAGCGAGGGAUGGAUGGACUACCGGGGUUAAAGGGAGAGAGAGGUGAAACAGGAGAGCAAGGACCACAGGGACCAAUGGGUUAUCCCGGUGAGAAAGGUGCGGACGGUUCCUCUGACAUUAUCGACUUCAAUGGGAAGCUUCUGGAUGCUUUCCAGGCCAUCAAAACCAUCAGUGUUUCGGGCCCACCUGGACCACCCGGACCCCGAGGCCCUCAGGGGGAAAAGGGUGAGCUCGGUUUACCUGGACCUGCAGGUGUCGAUGGAGCUCAGGGUCCUAAAGGCGAUCUGGGCGACAUGGGGCCUCCUGGUUUUAGAGGGGAGAAAGGAGAGAUGGGUCUUUCUGGUCCAGCUGGCAUGGAUGGUCAUAAGGGAGAAAAGGGCGACUGCAGACUGGAGGAUAAUUCGGUUCAUAUGAUCCCCCAGCCCGGACCUCCAGGUCCACCCGGUCCUCCUGGAGUCCCCGGGUCCACGGGUCUUCAUGGAAUGCCUGGUCCAAAGGGAGAACCUGGGUAUGGACUCAAGGGAGAGAAAGGAGAUAGUGGUGCUCCAGGAUACAACGGACUAGAUGGUCACCAGGGUCCCCCAGGUCCAGCGGGAUUAGUGGGUCUUCCAGGCGCCAAGGGAGAGAAAGGGAGACCAGGAGAGCCUGGACUAGACGGAUUCCCAGGUAUAUCCGGAGAGAAGGGUGACCGAGGAGACGCCGGCGAGAAGGGUGACAGGGGAUCAGUAGGAAAAAGAGGUCUUAAAGGGCAGAAGGGGGAGCAGGGACCUCCUGGACUCGACCAACCGUGUCCUGUGGGCUGUGGUGAGACUAAAGGUCUGUCAAUGGAGGCCGAGCCUUCUUCUCCUCCUCCUCCUCCUCCUCCUCUUCCUCCUUCCGGCCCUGAGGCCCCCUGUCCUGUGGGACACGACGGGCUGCCCAUACCAGGCUGCUGGCACAAGUGAUGACUAAUAAACAACAUGGAAUCUGUACAUAUUGAUCCGGUAUAUAUUGGAGUUCUACAGUCUUUUUCUACCUGAAGACAUUUCAUAUAAUAUAUUGAUUUUUUUUAUAACUUUCCUGGACAUUUCGGAGUCGACAGUAUUAUUCAAAGGAGACUUCCAUGUUGUUGAGAGAAGACUUACAGUUGUGUUGGAGUGACCACAGAGACCAGACUAACAGUCUGUGUGCGAAUGCUGACGGACGGAUGGAUCUGUGGCCGACAGAGGAGUGUGGAUCACUGCUCUCUUAUGUUCUCUCUGAAAGGAGGAGAUGACAAGACAGAAGCUAAAGCGCAAGCGUCUCGUUCAGCCGUGAAGUGGCUCGCGGUCAGAUGAAGACUGGGCCUUUGCAGAUUUGCCUCAUUGAAGCAGAACUUUCUUUCAACCCUCCAGUGUGGAAAAAGGAAGCGGCUUCAGUCGAGAAAGACACAUCGACAGCUCCAUCAUAUCAAUCUGUACAAGUUUAUUUCGGGGCUUGAUGUCGUCGCCGGCACAUACCGUUGUUGUGUACUUACCGAACCGAUACAAUGUAUGAGUGUUUUCAAAGUCCAUUGCUCAUUCAUUUCUGCUAGUGUUAGCAUCUACUACGACUUGGGGUUUCUUCCUGAAACUCGAACAAUGCUAGAUUGUUUUACCAGCGAUAGCAACGACUGAACUCACCAAAGAACUCACUAAACUGUGUUGUAGGUCGUCAGUUACAUUUUGCAUUCCUGUGCGUCGCCAAGGUUUUGUAUUACAAGUGAUUCAUAUCAGCAUUUUACAGUGUUCACCAGUGUCCAAAAAACAGUUUGUUUGAUCCCUGUGGUCGCACUUUGGAAGGAAAGGAUUCCCGUUCGGAGCUUUAACAACGAUUGAAGUUACUCUGCUGUGUUCCAUUUGGUUGGAUGACAGUGAACCUUGUUGCUGCUGAUUUAAGUGUGUGUUGUGGAUCGUGUUUCCGAGGAGCCAACUGAACGUGGAAUGUAAAGACAAAACACAUGUAUUUGUUCUGGUCAGUUUAAUCAGUGUUACGGGCCACUUUUGUCUUAUACCGUUCUUGUUGUCUUCACUUUGCUCUGAUUUUUGUAUGUUCAUUGUGCAGCAGACUCUUUUGUUUGUUCUCGAUAUUUGAGAUGUGUUUUUCAGCUUCCGAACACUCGACAUGAAUGGUCCCGAACCAACACCAGGUGUUUCCGUCUCCUUGUUGUUGUUUUUUUUUUGCCCCUUCAAACUCUUGUUUGCUUUGCCAUUCAGCUUCUGAAAUAUCCAAACAGUAGUAACUACUGAGUACUUCUAAAGUUUGACUCACAGCUUUGCCCUUUGACUGAUUCCUGAUAUUCAUUUAAUAUUCCAUUUAAGUUUUAAACAGAUCCCUGGUUAUGCCGGAAACCUGUAAAGCAGAGACUGUGACUUUUUGAAUUUUUUUAAAAUCCAAAAAGAACUAUAUAAUCUGGAGGUCUAGUUGCAUGCAGAAAAUAAGCAGAUAUUUCAGCUUCAUUUUGAACAGGACAGGUUAAUAGUUUCAAUGUUAAACCUUUUGAUCAGGAACAUUUAUAACAAACUGAAAAAUCAGUUUACCUUAAACUACUUUUGACCAACACUGAAGGGAAUGGUUCCUCAUACGACAGAGAGGAAGAAAGGCUGUCAGUAUUUAGCAUAGCUUUACUUUGUGGCAUUUUUAUUUAAUAAUAAAUCAUGCAAUUAUAAAAGAGGCAGAAGGCCGUAUGGCAUAUGAUCCAGGGCCACAAAUGGCCCUCGGACCAGACCCUUUUUUUUUUUUGAAGGUUCUGUUGGUGUAGUGAUUUGUGACUGUUUUUAUUUAGGAGCUGAGAAUAUGUUGCGUUGCGUUGUGCGGUUAUUUUCAUGUCACCAGGGAAUAAAAGUGAAGGUGUGAAGGCUCCACUUUUAGGGUUUUAAUUGCUUACUUGCUAUUAUUAUCGUUAUUAUAGUAAGUUGCUCAAACAACCUUUCUCUUUCUGCAUUGUUUUCCCUCGCAUUUUCUAACUCUAAGCCUCAUGAUGAUCUGCUGAGAUCCUUAUGAAAAGGUCUCAAUAACCAAGGAAAUUAGAUAUGAAUAUGACCACUAUCUGCUGUUGGUAUUAUGCAACAAAAAUAAAAAAUAAAAAAAGCCAUUUUUCUGCAAAGCAUUAUUCCGAACACCACUUUUUUGUUUCCUCAUAAGCUACGUAAAAUGCUCUUUUUUGUUGUUGUUGGCGGUGAAGUGAUGAACACGUUUGUUUUUAACUGGAAUCUGAUAGUAAUCUGUCACUUAACUUGUGUUUAUUUCUUUUGCAGAUUCUACCAGUUUUCUGUUUGAAGUUAAAAUGAGUCAAAUGGCACAGUUACAAAAAAAAUCUAACAGUAUUCGCCUGAACGUUUUGGUUGUGAAUUGGAUUUUGAAGAAUGAAGCUAUUUUUGUAAUUACCUUCUGUAUACUGUUUGUAUGUAUAACACAAAUGUUCAACUAAACAGGCAGACUGAAAUAAA
Messenger RNA from Synchiropus splendidus (mandarinfish), 4517 nucleotides. Its product is annotated as collagen alpha-1(XXIII) chain-like. NCBI's taxonomy places the organism in Eukaryota, Metazoa, Chordata, Actinopteri, Syngnathiformes, Callionymidae. The record is from RefSeq and is a predicted model, not a curated record. The transcript has 31 exons.